Messenger RNA from Drosophila kikkawai, 2232 nucleotides. RefSeq lists its product as uncharacterized. The record is from RefSeq and is a predicted model, not a curated record. NCBI's taxonomy places the organism in Eukaryota, Metazoa, Arthropoda, Insecta, Diptera, Drosophilidae.
AAUUACUAAAUUAUAUUGGAUAUUUAUAGAAGUCAUUUAUUGAUAUCUGAUCUGACAUUGUCAGGGGUGCCUUGCCUAACUUAACAAAUUCUGUUUCAAUUAAAAAAACAAAUAUGUUUCGAUGGUAUUUUCGAAGACUCUGCAUUUGUGUGGUGCUCUUCACAUUUCUGUUUUUGCUCGCAAGGGACAGGACCAAAAAUUCGAUAAAUACUAGUGCCUUGACGCAAUUGCAUCCUAAACCCUGGAACGAUACAACUGGAGCUUUUAGGAGAAAACCUUCCUUCUUCGUGUUUAGCCCCCAGUGCAAGAUUCCAUAUGUUGAUCCGUUUGCGAAAGAGCUGCUCAGGUGGGAACCACUAAAGCUUGAGACAUGCCCUGACGGGCCGAAUUUGUUCAGCAUUAGCUUUGAUCGCGCCAGAGAGCGUUAUAGAGUACACUUGAAUAAAACAGUGGCUGAGAAGCACUUUGCGAGCUACUUCCCAUUUGGUUGUACGUAUAUUGAGAUAACCCCUGGAUCGAACAACUCGUCUGCUCAAUCAAAACCAAUAAACUUUAAUCCAGACUGGAUCGUGCCGGCUCACUUUCUGGGUAUGAUUGUCCAGUGUCAUGCGCUGGCAAACACCUCCCGAGUGAUGCAGCGCGACGCCUUCACAUUUGUCCAAAAUCCGAGGAACCCCAAUAUUGCCAAAACAGAUGCCAAGAAGCCUAGUGUCUUCAUAUUCGGCAUCGAAAGCAUGUCUCGGAUGAACUUCCGGAGGACCAUGCCGCUCACCUCGAAAUUCGUUGGCGAGGACGGAUGGUUUGAAAUGGAGGGCUACAACAGUGUGGGCGACAACAAGAUGAAUAACUUGGCGGCCAUACUUACGGAUGGAACUCGUUGGAAGGACAAACUUUUGUGUGACCCCAGAAAUCCCGCCUGCCUUUAUGACCUAACAUUGGUGUGGAAACACUUCCGGAAUGCCGGUUACCUCACUGCAUAUGCCGAGGACGUGACCUCCGACUAUUUUGACCAUCUCGGAAUGGCUUCCCUACGUCAGCCGGUGGACUUUUAUAUGCGUCCCUUCCUGGUCGCCGUCGAGAAGGUGUUUAAAACGGUUAAGAAUUUCGGACUUUGCCUGGGCAGGAGGAACAGUUUCAGCUACGUCUUCGACUUUGCCAAGCAGCUGAUUGAACGAUAUGUUUUGGAGCAUCCAACUCCGCUCUUCGGCCUGUUCUGGACAAGUACCCUCACUCAAAACGACUUUCGGGGGGGCAGAACUUUAGACGAGCUGUUCGUUCGUUACCUAGAGGAGUUCCAGAAUUACGGAUUGUUUGAAAAUUCCAUUGUGAUUCUGAUUAGUGAUCGUGGUUCCAGUCAGGGUCUUUUGGUGGAUCAUCCCUCUGGCUUUCUGGAGGAGCGACUGCCCAUGCUGCACAUUUACAUCCCUGAGCAGUAUCAUGUGAGGUAUCCAUCGGUGGUGAGGGCGCUGGAAUUGAAUAGGAAUCGUCUGAGUUCCAAUUGCGACCUGCACUUAGGAGUCCGGCAGGUUGUGCAACAGGCGCGUCCGGGAAUAUGGUUCGUGGAGUCCACUUACACAUGUCAUUCUAUCAUGAAGAUACUCCCCAAGAAUCGCGGUUGCGAUGUUGCCUCCAUUCCCCCUAAAUGGUGUGCCUGCGAGCCCUUCCUGAGGGUGCCCAUAGAGGACUCCUUUGCACAAAUAGCGUCGGUGGUUGUGUAUCGAAUGAACAAGUUCCUGAGGCGGCAAAAAGUAGCCAAGGAAUGCUAUCUAAUGGUUUUGAACAAAGUCCUGAAAGCGGAGCGACAGCUACACUAUGAUGAGAAGGGAAUUAGAGUGCCUUCUCCCAGUGGGCUCGAGACCAUUCGCCUGGUUUUUACUACCAAACCGAAAGGAGUCGUGUUUUGGUCAUUAGUUCAUAGCAACAACGACACAAAUUAUGUGAAAGUACAAUUGGAAAUGAUCACGCGUCUCGGCCCCGAUAGCAACGACUCCUAUUGUGUGGAUGAUGAAAUGGCCAAACAAUUCUGCAUUUGCCGCAAUUCCUAAUUAUGAGAACAAUUUAUUAAUAAUUUUGUAUAAGUUAGCUUUUUGAAAUCAAAUUUGUUGUGUCGUUUGAUGUGCGGCAACUCAGAAUUCUUUUGCUUAUCGUUCGAAUUUCGUUAGUCCAGAAUUCCUUUAGAUAUGGAAACUACAAUGAGACGAAGGUCCAUAUUAAAAUUUAAGAGAUACAUCA